GAUUGGUGCAUUUCUGAAGAUAGAUGGAAAUACACCAAUCAAAACAGAGUAUUUCCAUCCAGCAAGCAAUCCAGCACGAAAACAAGCACCGUAUGCCGCUAGCUGAACAGACUGAAAGUUAAAAGCAGUUAAAAGUACACGUGCUUUGCCUGAAAGGUACACGAAAAAGAAAUUGUCUACAAUAGCACGAGAUAAUUAAUUUUUGAAAAAAGCUACAGUGAAAAAAAAUGCAGCACGACGAUGUUGUAUGGAGUGUUAUUAAUAAAUCGUUCUGUUCCUUUAAAGUAAACACAAAGACGCAGAGAUUUUGUAGGAAUGAGUAUAAUCUUACAGGAUUAUGCAGCAGGGCAGCGUGCCCUCUUGCAAAUAGUCAAUAUGCUACGAUUAGAGAGGAGAAUGGUAUUAUUUAUCUCUAUAUGAAAACAGCCGAGAGAAUACAUACACCCAAAAACAUGUGGGAAAAAGUUAAGUUGUCCAGGAACUUUGAAAAAGCAAUACAACAAAUUAAUGAAAAUCUACUCUAUUGGCCUGGUUUCAUAAAAGCAAAAUGUAAGCAGAGAUUUGUCAAAAUUACACAAUAUUUAAUUCGCAUGAGGAAACUUAGAUUAAGACGGCAGAAGAAGAUUGUGCCUCUUCAAAGAAAGAUUGAGAGAAGAGAGAGACGUAGAGAAGAAAAGGCUUUAAUAGCUGCCAGACUGGAAAAUGCGAUUGAAAAGCAACUUAUGGAGAGAUUAAAGCAAGGAAUGUAUAAUGAUAUUUAUAACUUCCCACAAAGAGUAUUUGACAAAGCUGUGGAAGCUGUUGAGGUUGACGAUGAAAGUGAGGCAGAAAGCGAGCAGGAACAAGAACAAGAGAAGGAAAUUGAAAAAGAGAUAGAAAUGGAAUUGGAGGCGGAUGAAGAGGGUGAGCAAAAUGGCCCUCAGUAUGUCGAAGCUGACAGUGAUGAUGAUGACGAUGACGAUGAUUAUGGAGAUAACGAUGAUUUCGAUGCUGAAGAGGUCUCUAUGGACGAAGAUAGCGACUCUGGACAAAAGGAUCUAGUUGAAUUAUCGGACAGUUUUGUGUCUGAAGCAAGCGAUAUCGAGGACGUACCAUCUACGAGCAAGAAAGGAAAAAUGCCGAAAGUCGUCAAGAAAAGAAAAGUGCAGAAGAAAAAGCAACCAAGGGUGGAAAUCGAAUAUGAAUUUGAACAAGAAAGUCAGCAAAGAGAACGAGUACCUCGAAUACGUAGCAAAUAAAUAUUGAUUGUUUGUAUGAAA
Messenger RNA from Odontomachus brunneus, 1259 nucleotides. It is a transcript of the gene Rbm13, whose product is annotated as protein MAK16 homolog. Gene Ontology annotation, biological process: maturation of 5.8S rRNA; maturation of LSU-rRNA. Gene Ontology annotation, cellular component: nucleolus; preribosome, large subunit precursor. The transcript is spliced from 7 exons. Lineage: Eukaryota; Metazoa; Arthropoda; Insecta; Hymenoptera; Formicidae. The record is from RefSeq and is a predicted model, not a curated record. Bases 228 to 1238 code for a protein of 336 amino acids.